Messenger RNA from Coffea arabica (coffee), 1431 nucleotides. The record is from RefSeq and is a predicted model, not a curated record. NCBI's taxonomy places the organism in Eukaryota, Viridiplantae, Streptophyta, Magnoliopsida, Gentianales, Rubiaceae.
AUGCGCUCUUUCUUGGGUCACACAGGCUUCUACAGGAGAUUUAUCAAAAAUUUCUCGAAAAUUGGAGCACCCCUGAUCCAACUGUUACAAAAAGAGGUGCCCUUCGAAUUCGAUGAAGCAUGUAAGAAAGUAUUUGACAGGUUGAAGAAGCCAUUGACCUCGUCACCCAUUAUCCAACCACCCGACUGGAACCUACCAUUCGAGAUCAUGUGCGACGCCAGCGACUAUGCAGUGGGAGCGAUGCUGGGUCAAAGAGUAGAAAGGGCAGUCCAUGCUAUCUACUACGCAUCUCGAGCCUUGAACGGAGCUCAAUUGCACUAUUCAACUACCGAAAAGGAGCUUCUGGCGGUUGUUUUUGCUGUAGAGAAAUUUCGGUCUUAUUUACUAGGUGUUAAGGUUAUUAUUUUCUCUAAUCAUGCAGCUUUACGGUAUCUGUUGACCAAGAAAGAGGCGAAACUGCGACUGAUAAGGUGGAUAUUAUUGCUACAAGAGUUCGACCUGGAGAUCAGAGAUAAGAAAGGGGCAGAAAAUCUGUACGCGGACAUUGUUAAUUUUCUAGUCACUAACAAGUUUCCUGCAGGAUGGCCCAAGGCAAAGAGGGACAAGUUGAGGAGUGAUGCUAAGUCCUAUAUCUGGGAUGACCCCUACCUCUGGAAGCAGGGUGCCGAUCAAGUCAUCCGCAGAUAUGUAAGUGAGAAUGAAUUUCAAUCAAUUUUAACGUAUUGUCACUCUUUUGCAUGUGGAGGCCACUUUGGACCAAAGAGAACGGCUCGUAAGGUGCUAGAGAGCGGGUUCUUUUGUCCGACCCUCUUUAAGGAUGCCUACUCAUUUUGUAAGUCCUGUGAUAAGUACCAACGAGUAGGUAAUAUUUCUCAUAGGGAUCAAAUGACUCAGACUCCCAUGAUUUUUAUUGAUAUUUUUGACGUUUGGGGUAUUGACUCUAUGGGUCCUUUUCCUUCGUCUUUUGAUUUUUUGUAUAUAUUGCUUGCUAUGAAUUAUAUUUCGAAAUGGGUGGAAGCAAAGGCCACCCAUACUAAUGAUUCGAAAGUGGUUGCAGAGUUCGUCAAGUCUAACAUCUUUGUCCGCUUUAGGAUGCCGCGAGCAAUUGUAAGCGAUCGGGGUACUCAUUUCUGUAGCAAGACAAUUGCUGCAGUUUUUAAGAGAUACGGUGUCUUGCACAAAGUCUCCACUUCCUAUCAUUCUCAGACAAACGGUCAGGCGGAAGCAUCAAACCAAAAGAUCAAGUCGAUUUUAGAGAAGAUGGUCCGACCCGAUAGGAAAGAUUGGAAUAGUAGACUAGAAGAUGCAUUAUGGGCAUAUAGGACGGCGUACAAGACACCUAUUGGCAUGUCCCCUUACUGUUUGGUAUUUGGGAAGUCAUGCCACCUCCCGGUCGAGUUUGAACAUAGAGCGUUUUGGGCAGUCAAAUAG